AUGCGUCUUCUCACAUACGACGAAGCUGAUAACUUCGUCAUCAAGAGCUUUCACGAUGAGCCGAUGCCUCCUUAUGCGAUACUUUCUCACACUUGGGGGGCAGAAAAUGAAGAGGUGACAUAUGCAGACAUCAACGAUGGAGCCGGUCAGGACAAGGCUGGCUACGAAAAGAUCCGGUUUUGCGGCGCACAAGCACGGCAUGAUGGCCUACAGUACUUCUGGAUCGAUACGUGCUGUAUAGACAAAAACAACAGGGCUGAGCUUGUUUUCAGCAUCCGGUCGAUGUUUACGUGGUAUCGGAAUGCAGCACGAUGUUACGUAUACUUGUCAGAUGUCACGAGCCCCACUUCGGCUGUUAACAGCGAUCUCCCUAAUCAUCACGACAAACCACCUGAUCGUCAAGCCCAUCAAUUUGAAUUUUCGAAAAGCAGAUGGUUCACGCGAUGCUGGACAUUGCAGGAACUUCUGGCCCCGUCCGAGGUGUACUUUUUCAACAAAAAGGGAAAUGAACUUGGUGAUAAGCUGUCGCUGAUAUCAGACUUAUCCCGGAUCACAGACAUUCCUAAACCCGCAUUACAAGGUGCGCCAUUGUCUCAUUUCAGUACCCAGCAGCGCAUAUCAUGGGGAGAACAUCGAAAAGCGACCAAACCGGUAGACAGUGUGUACGCUCUCAUGGGCAUCCUUGGUGUUAGCGUGUCUCCAAUUGAUGGGGAGAGCCCAACAGAAGCGAUGAGACGAGUCGAGCAUGAAGUCGACAGGCACAACAACUGUGUUCAAGACCUUCAAUCUACCAAUCCUCACGAUGAUAAGACACGCAUUGAAGCAACAAAGGGCGGUCUGUUGGUCAACUCAUACCGCUGGAUUAUCAAUAAUAGCACCUUCCAAAAGUGGCAGCAAAACCUUAGCACUCGACUACUCUGGAUUAAGGGUGAUCCCGGUAAAGGCAAGACGAUGCUGAUGUGCGGCAUUAUCGACGAGGUGCAGAAGACUACAAGACACAACAACACAGUUGCGUACUUCUUCUGCCAAGCUACCGACAUGCGUAUCAAUAAUGCUGUAGCGGUAUUGCGGGGCUUGUUGUAUAUGCUUGUGAUUCAGAAUCCGUCACUUAGUUCGCAUAUUCGAAAACGUUACGACCAAGUUGGCAAGAAGCUAUUCGAGGACGCGAAUGCCUGGGUAGCCUUGUCACAGAUUUUUGUGGACAUAGUGUGCGACAAAGACUUGAACACGGUUUACUUAUUUGUUGAUGCUCUUGAUGAGUGCGUCACAGAUUUACACAAGCUUCUGGAUCUAAUAACUCUUACUAACGCCAAAUCGCCUCGUGUAAUGUGGCUGGUGACUAGCCGAAACGAGAGCCAUAUCGAGCAGAGAUUGAAGUCAGUCAGUAACGAGGCUAGGUUAAGCCUAGAACUGAAGCAAAACGCAAGUCAAAUCACGCAAGCGGUAGAAGACUAUAUUGACCAUAAGUUAUCUUCACUCGAUGUUCUUGAAGGAGACAGCGUGCGCGAUGAGAUUCGAGAUGAGAUGCGGAAGAAGGCCAACGGCACUUUUCUUUGGGUCGCCUUGAUGAUACAAGAGCUCGAGAAGUACGACUGCUUCGAUCCUUUAGCGGUAGUGAAAACAACUCCAGCAGGUUUAGACCAGUUCUACGAUCGAAUGUUGGCCCAGAUCGAGCAGAAACCAAGGUCUGCAGAUAUUCUCCGGAUUCUACUUUGCACGAUAACAGUUGCGUUCCGUCCACUCUACCUCACUGAGGCAGGAAGUUUAUGUGCACUACCAGGACCGACAGAGAUGCACCGAAAAAUUGUAGCCUCAUGCGGCUCAUUCCUCACCAUUCGCAGCGAACAAAUCUAUCUUGUCCAUCAGUCAGCAAAAGACUAUCUUAGCCAGAAGAUGCAGAACAAUCUUCUUCCUUCUCCAACUAUUAUUCACUACCAGAUAUUCACUCAAUCCAUCAAGGUAUUAUCAAGCACGCUGGAACGUGAUAUAUAUGCUCUAGAGCAGCCAGGUAUCUCAAUCGACGUAGUGAAAACACCUAGCCCCGAUCCGCUCACGAAUGUACGUUACUCAUGUGUCUACUGGUUUCACCAUUUGGACUUGUCGGGACGCAUUUCCUCCGAGAAAUUCGACUAUGAAACUGCAACAGCCAUCGAGGGAUUUAUAAAAGAAAAGUUCCUGUAUUGGGUCGAAGCUUUGAGUCUUUGUAGAAAUAUGUACGCAUUCAGACUAGCAAUGCUUAGGCUACGGAUAACAUCAUGGAAACUUUUCAAGGGGAACAGCCUUUAUCAUCUUAUUUACGACGCAUGUCAAUUUGAAAGACGUUUUGGAGAUAUCAUAGAAAGAUAUCCUCUUCAAACAUACGUAUCUUCUCUACUAUUCAGUCCAACAAGUAGUCUGAUAAGACAGCUAUUUCAGCACGAGAAGCCAAGACACAUUGUUAUCCAGCCAGGAGGGAGCGAAGGCUGGGGUAAGUUCCCAGGUACAGCUCCGAAGCCAAAAAGGACUGUUAAUCCAGUCGUGUUCUCGCCUGACUCGACAAAGCUAGUGUCAAUGUCAGAAGACAAGACAGUCACAAUCUGGGACGCACAAAAUGGGUUGUGCCUCCACACGCUUAGAGAGCAUAACAACACUAUUCAUGCUGUAGCUUUCUCACCGGAUAUGAAAAGGCUAGUGUCAAUGUCAGAAGACAAGACGGUCAAGAUCUGGGACAUACACAGUGGAUUCUGUCUGAAGACGCUUACGGGACAUACCCGCCCUGUGAACUCAGUAGCCUUCUCGUCUUUGGCAAGGUUAGCUUCAGGGUCACGGGACAAAACAAUCAAGAUAUGGGAUACACGUACAGGAGCAUGCGUACGGACGCUGAUAGGUCAUACCUGCAUCGUCAGCUCAGUGGUCUUCUCACCUGAAUCGACAAAGAUAGCGUCAGCCUCAUGGGAUAAGACAGUUAAGGUCUGGGACGCACAUACUGGGGCAUGCCUACAGACGCUUAUAGGGCACAAACAUGUUGUUAGCUUGGUAGCCUUCUCGCCCAGUUCAAAGAGACUAGCUUCAGCAUCCUGGGAUAAGACUGUUAAGAUAUGGGAUCCACAUAGUGGGGCGUGCCUGACGACUCUUGAGGGCAAUGGUCGCAUCAAAUCACUAGCGUUCUCGCCCGAUGAGCUCUCUAUCCGGAUCAGUGGGAGCAAUCUCUGUCUCAGUAACUCCGUUGAUCUCACCACUAGUAACGCCAAUCCUGAACACGCCCACGAUACUAGAGGAUGCGUUGGUCUGAACAAGGACUGGAUCACACAUAACGGAGAGAAUAUUUUGUUGAUUCCUCCAGAGUACCACUCUAGAUAUUCAGCUGUAAGAAACAACAUGGUAGGAUUUGGUAUAACGUCUGAUAUAGUGUGGAUAUGCACCGUUGGGCAACCAUAG
Molecule: messenger RNA, 3417 nt
Organism: Bipolaris victoriae FI3
Lineage: Eukaryota; Fungi; Ascomycota; Dothideomycetes; Pleosporales; Pleosporaceae
Exons: 2
Coding region: 1-3417 (1138 amino acids)
Molecular function (GO): protein binding
Source: RefSeq, a predicted model, not a curated record